CUGGAAUUAUAUCUCUUCUGGAUGAAGAAGAGCCACAGCUCAAGGAGUUUGCUCUUCACAAGUUGAAUGCUGUUGUCAAUGACUUCUGGGCCGAGAUCUCUGAGUCAGUAGAUAAAAUUGAAGUUCUCUAUGAAGACGAGGGCUUUCGCAGCCGGCAGUUUGCUGCUCUAGUUGCUUCUAAAGUUUUUUACCACCUGGGAGCUUUUGAGGAAUCGCUGAACUAUGCCCUGGGAGCAGGUGACCUCUUCAAUGUCAAUGACAACUCGGAAUAUGUGGAGACGAUCAUUGCAAAAUGUAUUGACCACUAUACCAAGCAGUGUGUGGAGAAUGCAGAGCUGCCAGAAGGGGAGAAGAAACCUGUUGAUGAAAGGCUAGAAGGGAUAGUGAACAAAAUGUUCCAGCGGUGCUUGGAUGACCACAAGUACAAGCAGGCCAUUGGCAUUGCUCUAGAGACACGCAGGCUGGACAUCUUUGAGAAAACCAUCCUCGAAUCGAACGAUGUUCCUGGGAUGCUAGCCUACAGCUUGAAGCUCUGUAUGUCUUUGAUGCAGAAUAAACAGUUCCGUAAUAAAGUCUUGAGAGUUCUAGUUAAAAUCUACAUGAAUCUGGAGAAACCAGACUUCAUCAAUGUGUGCCAGUGCCUGAUAUUCUUGGAUGACCCACAGGCUGUGAGUGACAUCUUGGAAAAACUGGUGAAGGAAGAUAACCUUCUUAUGGCCUACCAAAUUUGUUUUGAUCUGUACGAAAGUGCUAGCCAGCAGUUCUUGUCUUCUGUGAUCCAGAAUCUCCGCACAGUUGGCACUCCCAUUGCCUCUGUACCUGGAUCCACCAACACUGGCACCGUCCCUGGAUCAGAGAAGGACAGUGAGGCUAUGGAAGCCGAAGAGAAACCGGGAAGCACAUGUGCAGGGAAGUCUGCAGAAAUUAACCCAGAGCCUAAGGACCAGAUCUCAAAAAUGAUUAAAAUUUUAAGUGGGGAAAUGGCCAUUGAGUUACAUCUGCAGUUUUUAAUACGAAACAACAAUACAGACCUCAUGAUCCUCAAAAACACAAAGGAUGCAGUGCGGAAUUCCGUGUGUCAUACAGCAACAGUUAUAGCAAACUCCUUUAUGCACUGUGGUACAACCAGUGACCAGUUCCUUAGAGACAAUUUGGAGUGGCUGGCCAGGGCCACUAACUGGGCUAAGUUUACUGCUACCGCCAGCUUGGGUGUUAUACACAAG
Messenger RNA from Phaethon lepturus (White-tailed tropicbird), 1223 nucleotides. RefSeq names its product 26S proteasome non-ATPase regulatory subunit 1. The annotation marks the transcript as partial. Gene Ontology annotation, cellular component: nucleus; proteasome regulatory particle, base subcomplex; proteasome storage granule. The record is from RefSeq and is a predicted model, not a curated record. The transcript has 10 exons. Gene Ontology annotation, biological process: proteasome-mediated ubiquitin-dependent protein catabolic process. Lineage: Eukaryota; Metazoa; Chordata; Aves; Phaethontiformes; Phaethontidae.